Messenger RNA from Chrysemys picta bellii (western painted turtle), 1644 nucleotides. The record is from RefSeq and is a predicted model, not a curated record. NCBI's taxonomy places the organism in Eukaryota, Metazoa, Chordata, Testudines, Emydidae.
AUGGGGCACUAUGUGGUGGUGAGCCCAGCUGUGCUCUACCACCCGCACACGGGGACGGUGUCAGUUCAUCUCAGCGACCUCAAUGAGACCGUCCGGGUGAGCGUCCGGCUGGAGAGGGGGGAUGGGCCCAGCGCUAUCACCCUGCUGGAGAGAGAGGUCCAGGAAUCCCGUCUGCACGAGAACGUGCGCUUCCAGGUGAGCCCCCACCCGCAGCCAUCGACACGGCCCUGGGCACUGGCCAUGGUGGGUCUGCGCCACGACCGGCCCGUUACUGGCCGCUGUGGCCUUGCUGGGGGUCCCCGUGUGCAGGUUCCAGCCCCGUCCGAGGGGCAGCAGGAAGUGGCAAAGCUGCACGUCUCGAUCCGGGGAGAUGCCCUGCAGUUCUCUGAGCGGAAGAAAGUGCUGGUGCAGGCGCUGCAGCCCGGGACCUUUGUGCAGACAGACAAGGCCGUCUACAAGCCAGGACAGACAGUGAAGUUUCGAAUCCUCAGUUUGGACAAAGACUUCAUUCCCAGUACCCGGAAGCUGCCCCUGGUGACCGUGCAGGAUCCCAGCGGGAACCGCAUCGCCCAGUGGCGAGAUGUGACUCCGCAGCAGGGCAUCAUGGAUCUGUCCCUCCCGCUGUCUGCAGAGCCGGCCCUGGGGACGUACGCCAUCGAGGCGCAGGGGACGAGGCACUCGUUCAGCGUGGAGGAAUAUGGUGCACAGCGGAACCCAGUGCUGCCCAAGUUCAAAGUGACCCUGGAGCUGCCCCCCAUGAUGACGGUGCUGGAUGAGACGCUCCUGCUGCGGGUGUGUGGCCGAUACACCUCCGGGAAGCCCGUCCUGGGGAGGGUCCAGGCCAGCCUGUGUUGGGAGAAACAACCAACAUAUCUCUGGUCCCCGUACGGUUUUUAUGAGGAGCCAACAACCAUGUCUCUGUGCAUGGUGCUUACUGGCCAGACUAAGAGAAAUGGCUGCUUUUCCAGAGAGGUGGAGAUGGCUCGCGUAGUGCCGACUGACUCUGGCUAUGGGAUGAGCCUCCAGGCCAAGGUGUCUCUCGUGGAGGAGGGGACAGGGGUGGAGCUCAACGCGACCAAGAGCUGCAAGAUCGUGUCUAAAAUCCCUAUAGUAACCUUUGAGGAUGAUGACGAUACCUACAAGGCUGGAAUCCCCUACACUGGCAAGAUGCUCCUGGAGACAGCAGAUGGCUCUGCACUGAAGAAUGAGAAGCUGCAGCUCUUUGUUAGCUAUGGGGAUAAGAAUAAGAACCAGACCUUCUUGACCGACGAGUCUGGCAGAGCCUCCUUCCAGCUGGACACCUCCGGCUGGACCGGGACGGUCAAUCUGAGGGGGCACUUCAAGCAGGUGAACAACAGCGCUGAGUAUGACAGAGUCUAUCCCAGUUACCCGGAUGCCGAUCGUCACCUGACGCCCUUCUACUCCAAGAGCCAGAGUUUCCUGAAGAUCCGCUCGCUGGGAGGGGUGCUGCCCUGCGACCAGGCCCAGCAGCUCCAGGUGGAUUACGUCAUUGCUAAGGAGGCCCUGGGGAACAGGUCCAGGAGCCUGGAUUUCAUCUUCCUGGUCGUAGCCAAGGGAACCAUCGCCAGGAUCCUCCACAAGGGGCUGGACCUCAGGGAGGGGGCUGCUGCCCGUCGGCGCUGA